AUGCCAGGACUCAUCGAUGUACACGUUCAUGCCAUCGGAGGUGGUGGAGAACAAGGUCCGUAUUCUCGAACUGCUGAAAGCCGUUUAUCUCAAUUGAUAAGAGGUGGAUUAACGACGAUUGUUGGAAUACUAGGAACCGAUGGUGUUACGCGAAGUCUGGAACAUAAUGGUCUUUCAACAUGGAUGUGGACUGGCAGUUAUCGUAUUCCAAUCGUUACACUCACUGGAUCUCUUCAACAAGAUUUACUCUUGAUUGAUAAAGUCAUCGGAGCUGGUGAGCUAGCGCUUAGUGAUCAUCGAUCGAGUUGGCCAUCGAAAUCUGAACUUACACAGCUGCUUAGUGAUGUUCGAGUCGCUGGAAUGCUCAGUGGAAAACCAGGUGUAAUUCACUUUCAUAUGGGUUCAGCUUCGACAAAAAUUGAUUUGCUUUGGCAAAUUUUAAACGAAACAGCGAUUCCAAUUCGGCACAUGUAUUUGACUCAUAUGUCAUCACGAGGAGAUGAUCUCAUUGAGGAAGCCAGAAAAUGGAUCAGAGCUGGUGGUAUGUGUGAUUUUACCGCUGAUGCAGAAACCCUCAAUGAAACUGAAACAAUCGAUACACUGAAUAAGUUUCGAGCAGAGAAAUUACCAUUGAAACAAAUUACAGUAUCCAGUGAUGCUUACGGAUCACUUCCUGUAUACGAUUCUUCGGGUCACUUAGUUUCCUAUAGCAUGGGUCUUCCAGAUUCAACUUUAAAAACAAUACAAAAUUUAGUAUUGAAGCACUCAUGGCCUAUCGAAGAAGCAAUUCAAUUCUCAACAUCAAAUGCAGCAACAUAUCUCAAUUUGAAAGGCAAAGGCUUUUUGGCCGAAGGUUAUGAUGCUGAUGUCCUUGUUCUGAAUCAAACGGACUUAACUCCGUUGUAUGUCAUCGGAAGGGGACAAAUAUUGAAAACACCAACAUGGACCAAACAUGACAUGUUCGAAGAUAUUAGUGAAUAA
This is a messenger RNA of Rotaria sp. Silwood2, 981 nucleotides long. The record is from the annotation of a GenBank genome assembly. NCBI's taxonomy places the organism in Eukaryota, Metazoa, Rotifera, Eurotatoria, Philodinida, Philodinidae.